AUCAGACAGGCGGCUCCAGUCAGUGAGAAAUCGCAGAUGUGAGGAAGCUGACACAUGUCCAGCUAAUGAAAAGAGAAGGAAGGUUUGUCACAGACUCCGCUUGAAGAUUAGGAGCUGCAAAAGAAGACCCAUUUUUAUUUAUAUUUUAAAGAAAUCGGGUGUCUUUUGGACAGCAGCCUGGUUGUUGUUGUUGUUGUUUGGCAUUUGGGUGCAUACGUUGCGAGUGAGAAGAGGGUGCCAGUAAUGCCAGGAUCCCCUGUGGAAGUGAAGAUACAGUCAAGAUCUUCGCCAUCCAGCAUGCCGCCAUUGCCGCCUGUCAACCCUGGUGGACCUCGGCCUGUCUCAUUUACCCCAGCAGCAUUACCCAAUGGAAUGAACCAUUCUCCCCCGACGCUGAAUGGAGCACCGUCACCCCCUCAGAGGUUCAGCAAUGGCCCUGCCUCAUCAUCUUCAUCUUCACUGACCAACCAGCAGCUUCCAGCUACCUGUGGGGCCCGUCAGCUCAGCAAACUCAAACGCUUCCUGACCACCCUCCAGCAGUUUGGCAACGACAUUUCACCAGAGAUAGGGGAGAAAGUCCGCACUCUUGUUCUGGCAUUAGUGAAUUCUACUGUGACAAUAGAGGAAUUUCACUGCAAACUCCAGGAGGCUACCAAUUUUCCUCUUCGUCCAUUUGUGAUUCCAUUCUUGAAGGCCAACCUUCCCCUUCUGCAGAGGGAGCUGCUGCAUUGUGCUCGGGCAGCCAAACAGACCCCUUCCCAAUACCUGGCCCAGCAUGAGCACAUCUUGCUGAACACAAACACUGCGUCCCCAGCUGACUCUUCAGAGCUGCUGAUGGAAGUGAAUGGAAACGGAAAGAGGCACAGUCCAGACAGGAGGGAAGAAAACAGCUUCGAGAGAGAGCCUCUCCCAUCCGAGCCUCCUGCCAAGAGGGUGUGCACCAUUAGUCCAGCCCCUCGCCACAGCCCGGCUCUGAUGUUGCCCGUCAUAAAUCCAGCGGGACAGUUUCAUCCUACUCCACCCCCACUCCAGCAUUACACCCUGGAAGACAUUGCAACGUCCCAUUUGUACAGAGACCCAAGCAAGGCAUUGGAGCAGAGAGAAUUGCGAGAUAGACAUGGUAUAGGGUUAAACGGAGGUUAUCAGGAUGAACUCGUGGACCAUCGCCUAACAGAGAGAGAAUGGGCCGAUGAAUGGAAGCAUCUUGAUCAUUUGCAGGAGGAAAUACAUUUUCUAACAGCUUCUUCAAACGCUGUUCUUUCCUCUCUCUGGAAGGCAUUGAAUUGCAUCAUGGAAAUGGUCGAGAAGACCAGGCGCUCUAUGGCCGUUCUCCGCCGUUGUCAGGAGGCUGAUAGAGAAGAGCUCAACUAUUGGAAGAGGCGAUGCAGUGAAACCACAGAGCCACGGAAAGGGGGGAAUGACUUAAUCACGAGGCAACAUAGCCCAGGGAGUUCAGACUCCAUUAACAGUGAUUCUCAGCGGGAGUUCAGCGGCAGGUCAGGAGCAGCCGGUUAUGUCACCGAAGAGAUAUGGAAAAAGGCUGAAGAAGCUGUGAAUGAAGUGAAGCGCCAGGCCAUGUCUGAAGUCCAAAAAGCUGUAGCAGAGGCCGAGCAGAAGGCAUUUGAAAUGAUUGCAUCUGAGAGAGCCCGCAUGGAGCAGACCAUUGCCGAUGCAAAACGCCAGGCUACAGAAGACGCUUUCCUAGUCAUCAAUGAGCAGGAGGAGUCUACAGAGAGCUGCUGGAACUGUGGGCGCAAAGCCAGUGAGACCUGUAGCGGCUGCAACAUUGCCCGCUACUGUGGCUCCUUCUGCCAGCACAAAGAUUGGGAGAGGCACCACCGAAUCUGUGGGCAGGGCUUACACAGCCAAGUCAAACCAGCCCCUAUACCAGCAGGCCGAUCCGCAGCCGCUGCCACCCUCAAAGCAGUCGAUGCGGUAGCAAGUCCGGCUCUAGAGAAAACGUCGGCCGCCACUUCUCGAUCCUCCACUCCAGCCUCCGUGACAGCAAUAGACAGUAACGCACUCUAAAAAAGAGAUGAUUGCGCUCAACACAGUUUAUUAGUUUUCUACAUUGAAAAACAGAUGCCUCAAAAUGUUGAAGAAGGUUUGUACUCCAGCACAUUGGCGCUCAGGCUUAUGUUGUUUUGGGGCAUUUUCCAUACCAUUAUAAUGUCAUUUUUAGGAGUCCAUGUUAGCCUUCCUUAGUGGGAUCUCAGAACGGUCUGCCUGGGACCCUGAGGACUUUGGCCUAUUGUUUCAUUUUAUCCGAACUUUCUCAAAAUGGUACUCUCACCCGAGGUUCUAACAAGAUGGUUGUUCGUUUUACUACAAAGCAGAGCUUGCCUGGGCAUCCUCUUCUCUCAUCUUUGGUAUGCAAUCUGACCAUUAUUUGAAAAUUUCUUUCUCAGGCAAAAGAGAAUCAGGUGAAAUGAGAUGUAAGUAAGCUUGAUUCUUAGUUCUAGCUAUUUCUGCUCCUCCCAUUAUCUAAGACUAUAUUUAUUAGUUCCCCCACCCCCUUUCCAUUUCCCCCACCUCUCUCUCAAUUUGGACACAUGGGAAAAAAGGGGGGAUGUACAAGGAUGCUAUUUUUGUUUGCUGAAAGGAGGAUUUAAAACUACUUCAUAUAAUGACUCAGCAGCCAUCCCACUUGUUGAUCCAUUUUAAUUCCUUACAGUUAUGGGCAAGCUGCUUAAGAAUCUGUCUAUGGGCCGCAACAGAUUGAAAUGUUUCAUCCAAAGAUUUUUACAAAAGGGAUUGGUGGUCAUUCCCUCAGAUCUAAUUGCUUUGUCUCGUAACACCAAGAUAUUAUUUACUUACACACACACACACACACAGAGAGAGAGAGAGAGAGAGAGAGAGAGAGAGAGAGAGAGAGAGAGAGAGAGAAGUUGUUGGCUUUUAAUGUUUGAGAUUCAUUGAUACAUAAAUUUUGUAAACUGCUUUGAUGUGGUAUAUACAUUAAAUAAAUAAAAUAACAGGACCCCCACUAGACAUGGUUUAUUCCAACAGGUUUUCUAUCACCUGGUCUCUCAGUGCAUGUGAGCUAAGUUAAAUAAAGUUCAAGUUGCAAAUAACAGAUUUCACGAACAUCCAAUGGGAUCUUUUUGCUUCUCUAAACAGUAUAUAUCUUUAAACUGAUACCUCCAGCUAGGGAUCCUUUGCACUGAAAACCAAGGAAUGUGACUUUACCAACGUAUUUGGCUACGUUCCUGAGUUGUGAGGCCUCCCUGUUGCAUCUUUAGCAGCCUGCCUGUUCACUUCAGGGCAUUUGAAAGCAUGUCACUGGGAGGACACUUGAAAAGAAUUCAAAUCCACUAAGAACUUAAAUCCAUUAAGUUGUGAUGCUAAAUCUUGAGCAUGCCAAAUUAACUAUUAAAUUAUAUGAUUGAACUAGACUGAAGUUAACUUCAUGGUUGAAUUAGAUUAAAAAGUAAAUUAAAGUUAAUAAAUAAUUGCAGCCACACGGAAAGCCUUAUUCAUUUUUCCUGGGGAGCAUGGGGGUAAGGAUUUGGAUUGGAGAAAGACUUAAACACACCCACCCCCCAAAAUUGGGGGGGCGGGUGUAGAUAUACCCAAAGCUGCAUUCUGCUAGCAAAGUGACCAUGUAAGGCUUCUGUGUUUGAAAGGUUAUCAUUCUGAUACGGUUGACAUUGGAUUAAUUCAGAUGUAUACCAUGUGAAGCAACUCUGUGCUCUAAUUUCCUAACUCACUUGAGGUUUAGCAGCCGAAGCAUACUUUGCCUCAUUUGAAGGUUAUAUUUUGCUACUAUUGUUGUGGGAGAUGAAAUUGCGAGUGCAGAAGAUGAAGGAGCACAUGAGAAACAGGGCUUGUUCAUUUGGUGCCCAAAUGUGAUUUAGCAUUAUUUCUAAUGGCUGUCCUGUGGUAGCCAAUUUUUUAAGGUAAUAUUUGAUCUUCUAGAACACUGCUUGGGAGCUGCUUUGGUUUUGCUCAUGAGACACAUCUCCAUGCAUUCACAUUCCCAGAUACUAAACUGCCUGAAGAAAAAAAAGCCAAAAAUUCCACAUGCGACCCAUCACUUAGUGAUGCAGUGCCAAAGAGGGAAGUCUUCAGUUUUAUUGAUGAGUGAAGAGGAUCAAGGUUUUAAAAUUAUCAAAAAUGGCCACUUCUGUUGGAUGCAGACCUUUCUCUGCCACAUGCAAAAAAGAAAAAGGAAAAAAGCAGUAAAAGAAGCAGCCCUGUUAAUCUCAAACUUUUCUCGUACUGCAAGGAAUACUAAUUCAGUUUUGCAGAAAAAUAUGGAAAUUAUAAUUAAUGCUGUGGUGUUGAAAUUACUUAUUGGCUUGUAAACCCCCACUUGCCAUGUUAUUUUCUGCAGAGAAGUGAAAAGAAGAUUUGCUCCAAAGAGUUAAGGGGUGUGGGGGGGGGUGUCUGCGUGUGUGUGUGAGAGAGAAAGCGAGACGGCAUUCUGAAAUUGUGUGUAAAUAGGCAGUCUUCCAUAACUUUCCAUGCAACUACAAUGGCUUGCUAUGUAUUAAGAGGAAAACACACUAACUCCAAUGUACAUAAAUGAAUGCUACCAUUCAUGAUUUUAAAACAAUUUUUGAAAAUGUAUGUGGAAUUCUACUACGGGAAGACUCCUUGGAUUCUGUUUUCUAUCUAAUUUUUGCCAUUCGAUUCUAUACUAGGAGUUUUUGUUACCUAUUUUAUGUGCAUAACUUAUUUAAUGUACUGUAUAAAGGAACCCAAACUGUUACAGAUGUAUUUAGUUUGUUCUACUCACAGUAGUCAAUAAAAAGACUAUAUUCACCUUA
This is a messenger RNA of Podarcis raffonei (Aeolian wall lizard), 4772 nucleotides long. It is a transcript of the gene CBFA2T2, whose product is annotated as CBFA2/RUNX1 partner transcriptional co-repressor 2. The transcript is spliced from 11 exons. The record is from RefSeq and is a predicted model, not a curated record. The coding region runs from base 244 to 2028 and encodes 594 amino acids. Gene Ontology annotation, cellular component: nucleus. Gene Ontology annotation, molecular function: transcription corepressor activity. Gene Ontology annotation, biological process: negative regulation of DNA-templated transcription; DNA-templated transcription. Lineage: Eukaryota; Metazoa; Chordata; Lepidosauria; Squamata; Lacertidae.